AUAAAUGUAUAAUUGUAGUAUAAAAGAAUAUCAAGUAACUCAAUAGACCAUGCUACAAACUAAUUCUAUAAUAAGACCUAAUACAACCAAUAGACCUUUCAAAUUCGAAUCGUUUUUGAGGAAAGAAUAUAAUUUUGGCUUAAAUCCAGAAAGACCAGUAUGCCCGCUUUAUUCACCUCAAAAUCCAAAUUCAUGUCCAAAUGGUGUCAAUUGUCCCAAUAAACAUGUCUCAUCCAUGUAUUCUAAUAAGAUCGUGUGUAAACAUUGGUUGAGAGGAUUAUGUAAAAAGAAUGAUCAUUGUGAAUUCUUGCACGAAUAUAAUCUUAGAAAGAUGCCUGAAUGUCUUUUCUAUUCUAAAAAUGGUUUUUGUACUCAAACUCCUGAAUGUUUAUAUUUACACGUAGACCCACAACUGAAGAUCCCUGAAUGUAUUGAUUAUGAAAGAGGUUUCUGUCCCGAUGGUCCUAAAUGUGUCAAACGUCAUAUACGAAAGAUAAUGUGUCCCUUAUGGCUUACUGGAUUUUGUCCAAAGGGAUAUGAAUGUGAUUAUAGUCAUCCAAGAUUCGAACAUAUGAUAGAUAGAUUAAGAAUACAACCAGAUGUGAAAAAGGAGCCUGAGAGUAAGUCAGAGACCCCAGAAGAGAAUGAAUCAUCUGAACAGAACAAGAAAAGAAAGUUACACUCCACAUAAACCAUCAUAGCAUUAAGAAAGAAAUAUAAACAUCUUUCUUCCCAAACCCCCAUUUUACUUACAUACAAUGUAC
Messenger RNA from [Candida] anglica, 764 nucleotides. NCBI's taxonomy places the organism in Eukaryota, Fungi, Ascomycota, Pichiomycetes, Serinales, Debaryomycetaceae. The record is from the annotation of a GenBank genome assembly.